AUGGAUGUGGUAGCGGUAGAGGGGAUGUCUCUGCCGGGUAUCCGACUCCGGAAUCGGCCGACGCAAGUGAUGCCGAACCAGAAGAAGGUCAAAGCGAGGCGGAAAAGGCGAAAGGAGUUGGUUUUGAUCCAGAUAUGCCUGUUUGGCGGCUUGCUUCUGGUCGUGAAGGGGUUUUCCUACUUAGCGGAAAAUUCAGGUUUCGACAUCUCCAGCCAGAGCAGCGAGGACCAGGAGAGAUGGGGAGGAAGGAGGCUGCUGCAGGAAAUGGACAACAGCAGCCUGGAGGAACUAGAGAGUGAAGGAUCUAAGAACUGCACUGCUCCAGCUCUGCACGAGUUCCCCACAGACCUGUUCACACACAAAGAGCGAACAGAAGGAGCUGUGGCCCUACAUGUCCUGUGUACCAUUUACAUGUUCUGUGCCCUGGCUCUCGUUUGUGAUGACUACUUCGUCCCCUCCCUGGAGAAGAUAUGUGAGCGUCUCCAUCUCAGCGAGGACGUAGCAGGUGCGACCUUCAUGGCCGCUGGCAGCUCGGCUCCUGAGCUCUUCACGUCCGUCAUAGGGGUUUUCAUCACUAAAGGUGACGUGGGUGUGGGGACCAUUGUGGGCUCAGCCGUCUUCAACAUCCUCUGCAUCAUCGGUGUGUGUGGCUUCUUCGCCGGCCAGGCUGUGAAGCUCUCUCACUGGGCUCUGCUCCGAGAUUCCAUUUAUUACACAUUUUCUAUCAUAGCCCUCAUUGCGUUCAUCUACGAUGAGAAGGUGUGCUGGUGGGAGUCUCUUGUCCUGAUUCUCAUGUAUGCAGUCUACAUCCUCAUCAUGAAGUUUAACGGCAGGGCUCAUCGCUAUUUUGACCGUCGAAAGAAGAGCUCCGUGAAUCUGGCCAAUGGGCUGACAGGAAGCACUGAUCUGGAGGAUAACGUCACAUGUGAUGCUACCGCGGUUCUGCUCAAGAAAGCUAACUUCCACUGUAAGCCGUCAGUGCUGAUGGUAGAUGAGCUGCUGUCUGCAUACCCCCACCAGCUGUCGUUCUCUGAGGCCGGCAUGAGGAUCAUGAUCACCAGUCAUUUCUCUCCAAGAACCCGCCUCACCAUGGCCUCUCGCAUGCUGAUCAAUGAGAGACAAAGACUGAUCAACACGACAGAGACUCGAGUCAACCGCAUCACCAACGGUGAUUCGGACUCAGCGGCCAGGGCUCAGGGGAGGCGGGGCUUAGAGAAUGGCAUGGGCGGGGCUGAGCAGGGUCUGAAUGGAAGGUGCAGGCUUCAGCGGCUGGAGUCUGGGAACGAGACAGAGAACGAAAAUGAGGAUAACGAGAACAAUGAGAACGACGAGGAGAGAGAGGGAGAAGAUGACAGUGGAGGCCCCCUGGUGCCAUUCAAGGUCCCAGCUGGAGCGUGUAACAAGCUGAAGUGGCUGUUCAUGUGGCCGCUGUCCCUGCUUCUGUUCUUCACCGUGCCCAACUGUGCCAAGCGGCGCUGGGAGAGAUGGUUCAUGGUGUCCUUCCUCACCGCCACCAUCUGGAUUGCUGGUCUCUCAUACAUCAUGGUGUGGAUGGUGACUGUGAUCGGCUUCACUCUCGGCAUACCUGACGUCAUCAUGGGCAUCACCUUCCUGGCGGCAGGCACCAGCGUCCCAGAUUGCAUGGCUAGUGUUAUAGUGGCACGGCAAGGUAUGGGAGACAUGGCCAUCUCCAACUCCAUAGGCAGUAAUGUGUUUGACAUCCUGGUGGGCCUAGGCCUGCCCUGGGCGCUGCAAACACUCUGCAUCGACUACGGCUCCAACAUCCAUCUUAACAGCAGAGGUCUCAUAUUCUCUGUUGGACUCUUACUAGCCUCAGUAUUCUUCACAGUUCUCGGUGUCCAUUUAAACAAGUGGACUCUGGAUUGGCGACUGGGCUUGGCCUGCCUUGUCAUGUACGCCAUCUUUCUGUGCUUCUCCAUCCUCAUCGAGUUCAACGUCUUCAUCUUCGUCAAUCUUCCCAUGUGUCGAGACAUCCACUGACCCCCCUCCUCUUCUUCUUCUUCCUCUUCUACUUCUACUUCUUCCUCUGGCUGGUGGAGGAAACCUCACCUGGCUUCCAGUUUCUUGGCACCUUGGAACCAAGUCCUACCUUUUAUUUUUCCAAAUAGAAAAAUAGAGAUCUAUAUGAUUUAUCUUUGGUGCAAUACACACGAGAGAGAGAGAGAGAGAGAGAGAGAGGACACCGGAGGUUUGGGUUUUUUUGGGGGGACCAGAGAGGUGGCACGAAGAGAAAGUCCCAGCAGCAGUGAUUGCUGCCAAUCGUCUAAUGAACCGAAAGGUUGGCUGGAGUGAACUUAACUGUAUUAACACCGACAGUUAGGCUACUGUUGGUGAAGAAGCUGCUACUGUAACUGACUGACUGGAGGAAAGAGAGAAAUCCUGCGCUAACAGCGAUUUUUAGCUGGAUUGUUUGUUACUCUUUGUACAAGUUUGGAUAUAAGCACACGAUUAAGGUAUUUUUAAGUAAAAACUGGCUUUCUCUGUAUAUAUUUGAGGAUUAUAUAAGUACUAAUAUUAGCUGAUAUAUUGGACUCUCUUAUGCACAACUGGAUCAGUCUUGCAAAGCUGAAUGAUCCGAAGCACCCUGUGUUUUAUGUUAGUGAUUCGGUCUGCCAGUAACACUCUCAGAAUGCUUCAACAUGUCUCCCAUGCUCAGUACCAGCCAACUUAGCAUGCUGUACUAGCCACAAGUCAACUCUAGCUUUGCACUGACAGAGAGAAUCUAGAUAUUUAACACUAUUCAUAUAGAGUCUAUUCGUGUUUGUUUUUCUGUCUCUCUACAGGCAUGUCCAAGUAGAUGUGGGCGUUAUUGUUCUUCAGUAAAACCCACAUAAGAAAGGGAUCUCCCUGGAACUGACAUCCAGCACUGUCACUUUAUGGAUUAGAAAUAUUAUUCUAUCAUUGCAAGGCGUCUACAGGUACUCUAAACAUGUAACUACUGAAGUUAAAGUUCCCUCUAGACGGUAGACCUCCUGUGCUAUACUAAAGAAUUAGUUUUUAGUCUCUGAGUUGAAUAUAACGUUGUUACUUCUUAAAGCCAAAAGUAUUUUUAGAAUAGAAGUAAGAGUCAUAGAUUUGGAAUUUAAGAGUCAGCUCGAGUGCACUGUGUGUGUGUCUGUGUGUGUCUAUGUGUGUGUUUGUGUGUGCGUGCAAGAGUGUGUGUGUAUGUGUGUGUGUGUCACAAUCUUUAGGGGAGCCAAGGAUACCACUGUUACUGGGAAGACAUAAUCAUGAUUUAUUUAUGAAUUAAUUUAUUCAAAGAUCAUGUCUAACCUCCAGUUUCAGCCCUUUGGGUCAUGUACAGUGUAUUAAAUGGAACACUCUCCGCUCUUUGUUGACAGAGCUGUACAAUGUACUGUACCUAAUAUAUAAUCUAAGUACUGGAAACUGACUUGAUGUUGUUUAUAUUUAAGAACUUAGAACUUUAUAAUUUAUCGGUUUUUGUAUAGUUUGGAAAAGAUAUUGCCACAUUUGUUUAUUGGUGCAAACACAGUGAUCUUUGAAGAUGGUGCACGGCCAGGGUGGGUUGUCAUGGAGAUGUUUGUGUUUCAGUGAGAUGGACUGAAAAUGCAGUCUUUAUCACCGGGGUAGGAACCUAAGCCUCCCCCUGCGUGUUAAAUUAAUGAUGUAAAUGAUUCACUUUCAGGGGAACAGGAUAUUAAUGGCACAUGACCCUUUGAACUCUCACAGCGUAUUGUUUCUUAAACACAGUUGCUUGAACUCUUGUGCCAUCUCUUGGAUUGGAGGCUUCUAAACCGAGGUGUGAGGCCAUUCUCCUGCUUGUAUUUGAGCCAAAAAAAAAAAAAAAAACCCCACCUUUGUCAGCAGUAUUGCCACUCUGUUUUAGCAUGUGUUCGGACAAAAUGUGGAAGAUACGUAUUUUUAUUUUAUUUUGUUUUUACCUUGGAGGAUUCUCAUGCUGAUAGAAUUGCUGAUUAAUUAAAAGCGUCCUCUGCAGGUGUUGAUGCGCCUCCUGUGGCCACGAGAGGGCGCUGUAGAGUUGUGUUUCACCCUCAGAGAUGGCUGUUCUUUUACACACACACACGCAGUAGAAAGUGGUUUGGGUAUAUUUUCAGGUAGGCUACAUAGAGAAAUACUGGUCGGUUUGCAUGCCUCUUUCAUAAUUCCAAUUAUUUUGUGUGUAAUUUUAAUGCAUUUCCAAGAUCAAAAAGGCACUGUCUUGAUUAUGCUGUACAUAUCAGGGGGAUAUGCUAUUAUAAACACAGACGUUUGAAUAACUUCUGAUGAGCAGUUAUAUUUGAGAUAUAUACAGUAUGUAGAAUGUAGGCCUACAGCAGUUAGUUUCCAGCUAAUUAAUGUCGUUUUAUGCUCAUGUCUUUUGAAUUGUUUGUAAAUCCUCCUUUUUGUUGAUGAGGAC
Messenger RNA from Toxotes jaculatrix (banded archerfish), 4399 nucleotides. Its product is annotated as sodium/potassium/calcium exchanger 3-like. Gene Ontology annotation, biological process: intracellular calcium ion homeostasis; calcium ion transmembrane transport. Lineage: Eukaryota; Metazoa; Chordata; Actinopteri; Toxotidae. The record is from RefSeq and is a predicted model, not a curated record. Gene Ontology annotation, cellular component: membrane. The coding region runs from base 1 to 2001 and encodes 666 amino acids. The transcript is spliced from 17 exons. Gene Ontology annotation, molecular function: calcium, potassium:sodium antiporter activity; calcium channel activity.